Messenger RNA from Stegastes partitus (bicolor damselfish), 1008 nucleotides. Its product is annotated as neurexophilin-2-like. Bases 82 to 987 code for a protein of 301 amino acids. Gene Ontology annotation, molecular function: signaling receptor binding. The record is from RefSeq and is a predicted model, not a curated record. Lineage: Eukaryota; Metazoa; Chordata; Actinopteri; Pomacentridae. The transcript has 2 exons.
CUCUACUUUGGAAGUAAGAGAAGGCUUUAACUCAGUAAAUUGCUCGGGCCGAUUUGUCUGUGAGACAAUCCGACUCUCUGGAUGGAGCCGCGCUGCCGCAGAAUGAGGGCUCUGUGUUUGAACUUUGCCAUCACCUGUCUGUGUCUUCUUCCCUCAUCGGUCCAAGAAACAUCCAAACCGUUAGACUUUCAGAGCCACCAAUGGAGGGAGGAGGAAGGAGGAGGGGAUGAUGUUGGGGGAGCAGCAAUGAAGGUCAAACAUAUCUCCAAAGACUUGCAAGUCAUCUCCACCAAACACAAAACACCUGCUUACGGGUCACUGGGCCCGUAUGGUUGGCCUCAGAAUGUCUCUCAAGCCCUGGAUCAGUAUCUCUAUCGGCCUCCUCCCAAAUCCAAACCGCCUGCUAAAACAUCCCCAAAGGCCAAGAAGAUCCUGGGUUGGGGGGAUUUCUACUUCAACGUGAAAACACUGAAGUUCAGCCUCCUGGUGACCGGGAAAAUUGUGGACCACAUUAACGGAACUUUCAGCGUCUACUUCCGCCACAACUCGUCCCGACUGGGAAACAUAUCGGUCAGCAUCGUCCCGCCCUCCAAAACUGUAGGAUGGGAGGUUCUGGAUCCUGCAGCUCACACCAAAAACUCAGUCCUUCUUCCAGAUGUGACGUCCCAGCUUCCCCCUCAAUCCACAAGCCCGACUCCUCCCGAGCAGCAGAAGCAUCAGCUGGACAUGAUGACGGUGACCGAACUCAACUGUCGGAUUGAGUAUCAGAGAACCAACCGGUCCAAGAAAACCAAACCAUGCAUGUAUGAUCCUGGACAGACUUGCUACUCAGAAAACACCCAAUCCCAGGCAGCCUGGAUCUGUGCCAAACCCUUUAAGGUUAUAUGCAUCUUCAUUGCUUUCACCGGGACGGAUUACAGGCUGGUGCAGAAAGUUUGUCCAGACCACAACUUUCAGACAGAGCAGAACCAGCAGCACUUUGGAUGACGGAGAAGCCGAGAUAUCACC